AUGAAUAAUAAGAUAAGUUAUUUGUUAAAUACUGUUAGAUGCAUGCAUAGGUGCAAUUCUAUGCUCACUCCUAAAUCUUCAGCCACAACAAGAAAACACAUUUUGUGGAUUGGUAGAUCCAGGGAUCCCUUGGAAAAUGUGAACUUCAGAAAAUUAUUUUUAAAUAUUUUUCCCUCUCUGCACGGAUCUCUUCGACUUCUGUCUCAAAAGACAGAUGUUUUUAGCACGGGUGCUGAAAUGCAACCAGAGAAGAGUACAGAGGCUUUGGUGAGUGAGCAGGCUCUCCAGAGCUCCUUAGAACAUGAAAAGUUAGAUGAUUCUGGGAGCUUCAAAGUGAAGCAUGCAGUGGAUCAUAGUGAACCGUUCUUUAAUAAUCUCCAGAAAUGUACCUGUCCUUGCGACGUACUGGACUUGGCUUCAGAGUCUGCUGUUUCCCUUAAGCACUUCACAAACUGUGUAACUACUGUAUGGAGGCUCUUCAAAAACCUGUCUGAAGAGCAGCAGCGUUAUGAGAAGCAGCUGAUCUUUGAGCACCCAGCUUUUGUCAAGCUUUGUCAGCAGCUGCUGCGGGACUCUAGAAGGAUGACACGGGGUGACCUGGUGUUCUCUCUGCAUGCUGUGGUGAACCUAGGUGUUCCUCAGAACACUCUCCUAGUCCAGACUUUUCUGAGGGUGUGCCAAGAGAAGCUCAAUCAACUUGAUAACCGGUGUCUCUCAGUUUUGGCAACUACUUUAGCAGGGCUGGAUAAAGACAAGAAUGUGAGCGCUCUUCAAGCUGGAUUACAAAUACUAGUGGAGCAGCGCAUUCCAAGUAUCAGAGACCUCUUUAUACUGCAAAACCUGAUGAAAUGCUUGGGAAAAGAUGCUCCAGUCUUUCUGAAAAAGAAAAUAGAGAUGGCAGUUUUGAAAGAGAGAGACCAUCUGACUUUCACAAAUGCUCUGCGUGUCUUUUUGGCUCUUGAUGCAAUGAAUUAUUGUUCCAUUCCAAUCCUGAAUGCCUGCAGUAAAAAGAUCCAGGAGAAUGUCCAUGAUGCUCCAUUUCGGCAGUUAAUUCUCCUUCUGGAAGCUUGUUACAAUCUCCAGUACCGUAAUGUAAAACUGUUUUCAGCAUUAGCAGACUAUGUUAAUUCUACUGCCUGCCUUUGGGACAAAAGACAG
Molecule: messenger RNA, 1158 nt
Organism: Pterocles gutturalis (yellow-throated sandgrouse)
Lineage: Eukaryota; Metazoa; Chordata; Aves; Pterocliformes; Pteroclidae
Product: FAST kinase domain-containing protein 2-like
Exons: 5
Biological process (GO): mitochondrial RNA processing; regulation of mitochondrial mRNA stability
Cellular component (GO): mitochondrial matrix; ribonucleoprotein granule
Molecular function (GO): RNA binding
Source: RefSeq, a predicted model, not a curated record